Molecule: messenger RNA, 1516 nt
Organism: Paramisgurnus dabryanus
Lineage: Eukaryota; Metazoa; Chordata; Actinopteri; Cypriniformes; Cobitidae
Gene: ccndx
Product: cyclin Dx
Source: RefSeq, a predicted model, not a curated record
UAAAACAUGAAUGUGUACAGAUCCCACUAACUGUUUUUCUGAUACCCAACUUCCCAAUCGUUUUGUUAUUCAUUCCCAUUGUCCCAGCUUGGAGAUGACCUUUUUCUCUCCUCUCUCUGUCGCUCUCGCUCUGUUUUUCUUCGCUCAGUGACGGUGACAAGCUGUUGCUCUGUCCCCCUUGGCAACUCCCUCUCUUUCCCCUCCCUCUCCCUCUCUCUCUCUCUCUCUCUCUCUCUCCACCUGUUGAUGCCAUUGUUGCUCAGCCAGCAUUGUCUUUUAUUUUUUUACUCUCUACUCAUUUUACACACCCCUCUAUUAUUCUUCCACUUUCUCACUUUCUUCGUCACCAGUCACUCUUUCUCCUCGAGGACGUAUAUAAGAGGGAACAGGAGAGAAGACGGGGGAGUGAGAAAACACUUCUCACACACUUUAAACGUCUCGGCUAUUGGAUCACAACUGCCGGUGGGAGUGAUGUCUGUGUCUCUGUGGUGUGAAGAAGAAGAGGUCCAGGACAAGACUCAGGGUCGGGAGUCUUCAGUCAGAGCCCCAUGGGACCCAAGUGCCUCUGGAUUGAGGGUCAUACAGAGACUUCUGCAGUCAGAGGGAAGGUAUCUGCCCUCUCCACUCUAUACCUCGCUCAUCCAGAGAGAACCUCACCGGAGAGAGGAGCUAGCCAAGUGGACCAUGGAGGUGUGCUGUGAAUGUGAUUGUGAUGAAUCUGUAUUCCCUCUGGCCGUCUCUCUGUUGGAUCGAUAUCUGUCUGCCACUCUAUCCCUGCCCGUCUCGCCAACCUGUCUGGCUGCAGCUUGUAUCCUGGUGGCCUCCAAACUUACAGAAUGUGACACAGUUAGUGCAGAUACACUGUGUGCGGCAGCUGAGUACGACUUUAUGUCAUCCAGCCUUCGGGAAAUGGAGCGUGUUGUCCUGGCCACCCUGCGAUGGGAUGUGGCAGCCGUGACUCCUCAUGACUUUCUCCCACACUUCCUUGUCAUUCUCGGGGAGCUCAAGGAUGGCGCCACACAUACAGGAGAUUUUCUCACAACCCUGCGACGCCACAGCGACACACUUGUUGCCAUGUGUGUGUGUGACUCUCGUUUUCUGGGAACACCUCCGUCUCUGGUAGCGGCAGCAGCACUGAACUCUGCCCUUCGGGGGUUAAGGAUCAAGACUGCACUGGAACUGAGUGUUAUGACCUCUGCACUGGCCACGCUCUGUCAGACUGAUGUGGCCGUGUUACAGUGCUGCACUGAGCUGAUAGAGGGAGCUCUCAGAGAGAGGCUGAGAAAUGGCGCUCAGGAAGGAAAAGAUGAUGAUAUUGAAGAUGAAAGAGCCAGCACUCCCACUGACCUAAGAGAAAUAGACUUUUAAAACAGGGUUAACUUAUGAGUAAUAUUUAUUAUGACUGUUUUUCUGGAGCCUGCAUUUUAUUUAUCAGUCAAACUGAAUUGAACAAUGUGACAUUUGUGUCGUCGUAAGUAACUUUUGAAGUGUUCUAAUUUAUUUUUAUUUAUUUGUU